Iphiclides podalirius (scarce swallowtail) is the source of this 1101-nucleotide messenger RNA. The record is from the annotation of a GenBank genome assembly. Lineage: Eukaryota; Metazoa; Arthropoda; Insecta; Lepidoptera; Papilionidae.
AUGAGUACUAUCUUAGAGAAAAUCGCGGCCAUUGAGGCCGAGAUGGCCCGGACACAAAAAAAUAAAGCAACGGCCCUGCAUUUAGGUAUUCUAAAGGCAAGAUUAGCAAAGUUGAGAAGAGAACUCAUUACUCCUAAAGGCGGCGGUGGUGCAACGGGCGAAGGUUUCGAUGUCGCCAAAACUGGUGAUGCUAGAAUUGGAUUUGUAGGUUUCCCAUCUGUUGGAAAAUCAACAUUACUCUCUAAUCUAGCCGGAGUAUAUUCAGAAGUAGCAGCAUAUGAAUUCACAACAUUAACAACUGUCCCAGGUUGCAUUAAAUAUAAAGGUGCAAAAAUACAGCUUCUUGAUCUUCCUGGUAUUAUUGAGGGUGCUAAAGAUGGCAAAGGUAGAGGUCGACAAGUAAUAGCAGUUGCACGAACAUGCAGUUUAAUUUUUAUAGUUCUCGAUGUACUGAAGCCACUACAACAUAAGAAACUUCUAGAACAUGAGUUGGAAGGAUUUGGCCUGCGAUUGAACAAACAACCUCCAAACAUACAUUUUAGAAAAAAAGAUAAAGGUGGCAUAAAUUUGAAUAUCACUUGUCCACAAUCAGAACUUGACAUUGAAGCCGUAAAAACAAUUUUAUCUGAAUACAAGAUUCACAAUGCUGAUAUAACACUCCGAUACGACGCCACUAGCGAUGACCUAAUAGACGUCAUAGAGGGCAACAGAAUUUAUGUUCCAUGCAUCUAUCUGCUGAAUAAAAUUGAUCAAAUUAGUAUUGAAGAAUUGGAUGUUAUAUACAAGAUUCCUCAUUGUGUCCCAAUCUCUGCCCAUCACAAAUGGAAUUUUGACGACUUACUCGAAAAGAUGUGGGAAUAUCUGAAACUGAUCAGGAUAUAUACAAAACCGAAAGGCCAACUGCCAGAUUAUAACUCUCCAGUUGUUUUGCAUGCCGAUAAAACUAGUAUUGAAGACUUUUGUAACAAGCUGCAUAGAUCCAUUGUGAAAGAAUUUAAAUAUGCCUUAGUGUGGGGUUCUUCUGUGAAGCAUCAACCGCAAAAGGUUGGAAUUGAGCAUGUCCUAGCAGAUGAGGAUGUUGUUCAAAUUGUGAAGAAAGUU